Messenger RNA from Schistosoma mattheei, 240 nucleotides. Lineage: Eukaryota; Metazoa; Platyhelminthes; Trematoda; Strigeidida; Schistosomatidae. The record is from the annotation of a GenBank genome assembly.
AUGAGUAGUAGUGAUGAAAUCUCUUGGAUAUCAUGGUUCUGUGGCCUACGUGGAAAUGAGUUCUUUUGUGAAGUAGAGGAGGAUUACAUCCAAGAUCGAUUCAACCUUACCGGUUUAUCAGAGCAAGUUCCUGAAUACCGUGAUGCUCUCGAUAUGAUACUUGAUUUGGAAACUGACCCUUCUGAUAAUCCAGAAAUACCGAUCUCAUUGAACAAGCAGCUGAAAUGCUUUAUGGACUAA